Messenger RNA from Scomber japonicus (chub mackerel), 1023 nucleotides. Its product is annotated as P2Y purinoceptor 12-like. The coding region runs from base 1 to 1023 and encodes 340 amino acids. Lineage: Eukaryota; Metazoa; Chordata; Actinopteri; Scombriformes; Scombridae. The record is from RefSeq and is a predicted model, not a curated record. Gene Ontology annotation, cellular component: membrane. Gene Ontology annotation, molecular function: G protein-coupled purinergic nucleotide receptor activity. The transcript is spliced from 3 exons. Gene Ontology annotation, biological process: G protein-coupled receptor signaling pathway.
AUGGAUGACCCGGUAGGAGUGGAAGUGACCUCAGUUACCAACCAGACCGCUGAUGAUAAUAUCAAACAAUGUGAUGCAUUAGAUACAACAGCUCACCUCUUCUUCAUGCCGGUCUACACUCUGGUGUUUGUAGUGGGUUUGGUCCUCAACAGUCUCACCCUGAAGGUUUACUUCUGCUCAGCUCAGAAGCAGGUGUCCCGCGUCAUGAUGGUCUACCUGAGGAACCUGGCAGCCUCUGACUUCGUGCUCUGCCUCUGCCUUCCCCUCAACAUAGCCAACUACGUCAGCAGCUCCGCCAACUUCCGUCUGGUCUACUGCAUCGUUGUUGAUGCCACCUUUUACCUCAACACGUACACCAGCAUCCUGUUCAUGGGAUACAUCGCUGCUAACAGGUAUCUGAAGAUCAUCCAUCCUUUAAGAACUCACUCCCUGCAGACAGUUCAGGCUGCCCGCAUCAUCUCCACGGUAACCUGGGUUUUCCUUCUGGCCGUUGUGACCUCCUACAUCACCCUGUGGCUCCUCACCAAGCCAGAAUUGACCUUUGUCCCUGACAGGUGUUCGGCCUUGUACAGCUCCCAGGUCACUGUGUUCAACAAAAUCAUUCGCAUCUGCUCCUUGGUCAGCUUCCUGUUCAUCCUCAUCGCCAUGAUCUUCUUCUACUACAGCGCCUCCCGCAGUGUGUUGCAGGCACAGCAGAGGCAGCUGGCAGCCUCCAGCUGCAGGAAGCUCAGGAGGUCACGCAUGAAAAUGUUGGUGCUGGUCGGCGUCUUCUGCGUUUGUUUUGUGCCUUACCACCUGGUUGACCUUCCCUACAUCUUCCUACACAGGCAGUGCUCUUUGAUUCAGGUGUUAUACAUCCUGAAGGAGCUGGCCAUCCUGCUGUUAUUUCUUAACAUCUGUAUGGAUCCGUUCAUCUACUUUAUCUUUUCCAAGGCAUUUCGCGAAAAUCUGAGAAAGAAGGCAAGGAAGCACGGUGAAGGGCAGCAGGAAACCACAAAAAGUGAGACAUCAUUCAGCACUUAA